Messenger RNA from Menidia menidia (Atlantic silverside), 1295 nucleotides. The record is from the annotation of a GenBank genome assembly. NCBI's taxonomy places the organism in Eukaryota, Metazoa, Chordata, Actinopteri, Atheriniformes, Atherinopsidae.
AGUUUUUGUGCGUGUGUGUGGACUCUGGCUCAGACAUGGCGGCCAGUACUGCAGCUACGUCACACCUGCCUCCUGUGAAGAAUGUGGUGGUGUAUAGGAAUGGAGACCCCUUCUACACCGGGCGGAGGUUUGUGGUCAACCAGCGUCAAGUGGUCACUAUGGAGGCCUUUCUGAACGAAGUGACCCAGAGCAUCGGGGCUCCUCUUGCUGUCAGAACUCUAUACACACCCCGACAGGGCCACAGAGUCACAGACCUCCAGGACCUUAAGACAGGAGCUCAAUAUGUUGCUGCUGGCUUUGAGAGGUUCAAGAAACUCGAUUACCUAAACGUGGGAGCAAAAAAGCAGCCUGUCACUCGUGAAGAAACCCAGGCAAAAGUCAUCCAGAGGCCAAAUGUUUCAGCCAAAUGGAGAAAGUUUAUACCCGUUCCUUGCAUUUUACAUGUUUUCCGCAACGGAGAUCUCCUGUGUCCACCAUUCCGGUUCAUCAUUCCUCGGAGCAUGCGACAGGACCUAGAGCAGAUUCUGAGCCUCAUCUCAGAGAAGGUCAGCUUACGAACCGGAGCCUUGCGCAGGUUGUGCACUUUGGAAGGGGUAACUGUGUCCUCAGCUGGAGAGCUGGAGACCGGCCGCUGCUACGUUGCCGUGGGAACCGAGAGAUUCAAGAAACUUCCAUACGUGGAGCUGUUGAUUUCAAAAGCCACAGAAAGAUAUUAUCCUGGGAAGAGAAGAAUUCUCAGGAGACAGGAAAAGAGGCAGGAAGCAGGAAGUGGUCCCCAAGACCAGUACAGUGAUUCAGCUCUCCUAGACUUCCCAGAAUCCGAUGAUCGGAGGGUGAAAUCGACUGGAGAUGAAGAUGCAGCUCCUCAUGCGUCACAGCAGAUGGGCAAGAGAGCGGGAGCUGAAGAGGCCCCUGCGUUCUUUUCCAGGCCGGUUAAAAUCAACAGGAACCGAACGCAAGCAAGACCAGCACUGAGCAAUGGACCUGUCACAAUUCCACAAGGGACAUUCAAAAGGGCGGGAAGGAAAAAGAGAGAGGAGCUACAAGGAGCUGAGGAGGUGCAAGAGGAUGAGAACACAGCCACAGAGCUUCCUGUUGAUCAGAGAGUUGCAGAGGUAGUGGAAGAUGAGGACAUAACCAUCACAGAGGAUCGUUUACUCAGCACACAGAAGAAAGCAGAAAUCAAGAUUGAGCAAAACAACGAUAAAGAACACCCACACAAGCACAAUGGAGAGCAGGAGGCUGAGCUGAAGAUGUCCUCAGAGCUGAGGCCCUCGUCAUCCCCGUCAGAGGGA